This is a messenger RNA of Ruditapes philippinarum (Manila clam), 4609 nucleotides long. RefSeq names its product DNA-directed primase/polymerase protein-like. Gene Ontology annotation, cellular component: mitochondrial matrix; nucleus. The transcript is spliced from 15 exons. The coding region runs from base 1961 to 3718 and encodes 585 amino acids. Lineage: Eukaryota; Metazoa; Mollusca; Bivalvia; Venerida; Veneridae. Gene Ontology annotation, biological process: mitochondrial DNA replication; response to UV; replication fork processing. The record is from RefSeq and is a predicted model, not a curated record. Gene Ontology annotation, molecular function: DNA-directed DNA polymerase activity; chromatin binding.
ACCCUUUGUCUUCUAUCCCGGAGAAAAGCUUCAAUCCAUUUUAAUAAUUUACCAUUAAUUCCAUAACUUUCAAGUUUCUUCAAUAAUCUAGCAUAUGGAACAGUGUCAAACGCCUUUUGAAAAUCAUAAUAAAUACAAUCAAAAUUUUGACUAUCGUCUAUCCAUUCCGUCCACUUUUCCAUAACUUCCAGUAACUGUAGAGCACAAGAUCUCAGUGUUCUGAAUCCAUAUUGUGAAUUUGAAAAUAGAUUGUUUUCAGUCAUAUGUUUCACUACUUGAUCCCUUACCACCUUUCCCAUAAGCUUACAGGGGACACAAGUCAAACUUACUGGGCGAUAGUUUCCUGCCUGGUUUCUCUCCCCUUUCUUAAACAACGCUUUCACAUUUGCCGUUUUCCAGUCAAUCGGUGUUUCUUCUUCUUCAAAAGAUUGAUGAAAUAAAAGAGUUAAUGGUAAACAUAUUGCAUCCUUAACUUCUUUCAGCACUCUAGGGUGUAAGAAAUCAGGUCCACAUGAUUUAGUUACGUUAAGAUUUUCAAGUAAUUUCAUGGUAAUUUGCUCAUUGAACUGUACUUCCAAGAUACUUUUACCAGAACUUCUAUCAUUUAUAUAUGGAAUAUUGUUCAAAUCUUCAAUAGUAAAUACAGUCUUGAAAAACCUAUUUAGUUCUUCAGUUUUUUCCAAGUCAUUUUCCGUAAUCGAACCAUCGUCUCUCUUUAAGUCUGCUAUUCCUGUUUGGACUUUUUUGCGAGAAUUCACAUGUUUGUAAAAUGCUUUCUGAUUUGUAUCCUCUGCAAUUUUUGUUUCAAAGUUAUUUCUGGCUUUAUGACAUUCACGGGUAGCUAUAUUACGUUGACAACAAAAAUAUUGAAAGUGAACAUGUUCAUUUGUUUGUCUAUAUUUGUUCCAUGCCCUAUGUUUCUUUUUCACAGCUUUAAGAGCUUCUCUAGUCAUCCAAAUUGGUUUAUUACCCCUAUUUGAUGACCUGAUUUUCUUAACAGGAAUAUAUAUGUUUUUUCAUUGAUUCUGUUAUUUUAUCUUUGAAAAAUAUCCAAUUUUCAUUCACUUCUUUACCUUGAAAUUCACUUAUCCAAUCAACAUUACUCAAGUCAGUUUUCAUUUCAUGAUAGUUUCCUCGAUCAUAAGUAAAUGACUCUUUCAUGUAUGCCUCAUUGUUGGAAUUACAGUCAAUACCAAAGGUAAUCACUAUAUGGUCACUUUUACCCAGGGGACUGAAGUAUUUAAUAUUGUUCACUAAAAGUUCUUCUGAUGAGAAAACAAGAUCUUUGGCCGUUUCUGUAUCUUGUAUAAAAUUCUAUGUUUUGAUGAAGAUAACUAUCACGUACAGCUUCUAUAAAUUCAUGACUUACAUGAUUUUCUGGCGCACUUGAAAUCCAAUGCUUCCAGUCUAUAUCACGAUAGUUGAAAUCACCCAUAACAACUACUCUCGACUGUGUUUCAUUAUUCAAUGCACUAAUCAUUUCAUUCAUAGCUACAGUAGCUAUGUUAUACUGCACAUACAUACCUUUUUUCCCUUAGCCACUCUGUUGAUUAAAUCUGUGUCUUGUUACCUAUCAGGAGAUAAAAUUGUCAAGAGCAUUCUUUCAAAGGUGAAUGGAAGAUUACAUUUUCUAUACCGUUAUAAAAAUUGUUUAUCGGAAGAAAUAAAGAAACAGUUAUGUCCUGCCCUUUUGCUGUGUCACUUUGAUUAUUCUCAGAUUUAGCUGUCCCUUGUUUUCAAAUUGUGCUUCUGGGGUGAAAAGGGGCUACACUUUGACCUAUUUCUCAGGGGAGCGAUCCAUGGCCCUGUUGUAUUUAUAUCUUUGUAGACAAUAUCAGAAUUUUGAACAUGUAGGAAAUUUGAUCUUUUUGAAGAAGCUUAAUAUAAUUUUCUGUUUAACAAGAUAGAUAGCAGAAGUUUAUGUUCAACAAUGCAGCUAAUGAUAUGAACAGAGUAAAAAAUGUCAUCUGCAGAAAGUCAUCUUAGCACUGCUGGAUUUUAUGGCAAGAAAAAUAAAAGGAAAUGGAUUGGAUUGGAAAAGUCAAUUAACAGUGUUGUGAAGAAACAUCAGAAGGAGAAAAUACCCAAAUCUUUUCCUUAUAGGAUUUUAGGACCCACAACUUCAUGGCAGAUAUUUUAUAGACAACAGGAAGCCUUCCAGUACACAAAAAGUACAGCUAAGGACUUGCAUGUAUUUGCGUUUGAGAGUGAGAGUUUUGAGGGAAACACAGGACAGAGGUUAUACUUGUCAACUAGCUAUCCUGUUUUCUGGCAUUACUAUAGUCAACUGGAUGAAGAUAAAAGAUUACACUAUGAAGUAAUACCUGAAGGUGCAGUAUGUAAGUUGUAUUUUGAUCUGGAGUAUGAUAAAACUGUUAACCAAGACUGUGAUGGUGACCACAUGGUGGCUAUAUUUAUACAGUUUGUAUGCAAGGCAUUGAUGGCUAUAUUUAAUGUAUCUUGUACAAGAAAAGAUGUUCUUGAUCUACAAGCAAGUACAGAGAGAAAGUUUAGUCGACAUUUGAUAUUUCAGAUGAAGAAUGCAGCAUUUAAAGAUAAUAUACAUGCUGGUAGUUCAAAAAUAAAUGACAUAAAGAGAGAAAUGCCAGACCAGGUUUCUACACCAGACACACCGAAUAUCUCCACAAAUCAAGGCUGUGUAAAAACAGAAUUACCUACUGAAAUUAAAGUUGAAACAGACCCAGUAAAUGAGUCGGUGAGUGAAGAGAAACACAGAGUAAACACUGGUCAUUUAGAUGUAAAUGAGUCGGUCAGUGAAGAAAAACACAGAGUAAACACUGGUCAUAUAGAUGUAAAUGAGUCGGUCAGUGAAGAGAAAAACAGAGUACACACUAGUCAUAUAGAUGAAAUUUUGGACUCAUUCUCUAUAGAGGACUUGAAGAAACUGAUGGUUAAUAGCAAGAAUGGAGAUGUGUUAUUUUGUGAUACAGGUGUUUAUACAAAGAAUAGAAACUUCAGAUUGUUCCUGUCAUCUAAACUUGGGAAGAAGAAUACCCUGGUUGUAGCAUCUGAGAAUGAAUAUUGCAGGAAAGUAGAUUCACAGCGAUCAGAACUUGAGAAUAUAUUCUACGAUUCCCUUGUUUCAAAUAUAGAGUACUCCAGUAGAAUGAAGAUUCUCACAUAUGACGACAAUAUAUCACACCAUGUUAAUGGUUUACCUCGGAGAAAACAAGACAAAAGUUCAAAAGAAGCUGAAUGUAUUGAUGGUUACAGCAAAUCCCCAUAUCCUGAAGUUGAUGAAUUCAUUCAGAACAUUAUAACACAGGAUUCUGGGAAAGGUGUGAUCAGGCAUUGGACCUAUUUUCAUCAGGGAGAACUACUUGUUUAUGAGAUAGCUAAAUACAGAUAUUGUCAUAACAUAGGAAGACACCACCGCAGUAAUAAUAUAAUGUUGAUUGUAGAUUUACAUGCAGGUGUUUGGUACCAGAAAUGUCAUGAUCCUGAUUGUCAUACCCAAAAUUACAAAUCUCCAGAAUGGCCAUUACCAAAGAAUGUGUUACCUGCCAGUUAUUUUGAUGAUGACCUUGACCUUGAGAUGGAGGAUGAUGAACUAUUGAAUACUACAGCCGAGUUAGAGAAACAAUACAUGGAGAAACAAGCCAACAUUUCAGGUGUAUCAGAACUUGAUGAUGAUGGUGAUGAUGAUGAUCUUGUUGCUGCUGUAACACUUCUAGAUAAUAGUAUACAGAAUGGUUGACAUUAAACUAACCUUCCAACAAAUAUGCUGUAUAUGAUAAUCAAUAUAUCUAGCGGUAAUAACCUCCGAAGUUCUGAAGAUUUUUGUAGAUAUUAAGUUUGAAACCUCUUCUGAGAUAUUGAGAGAUAAGUGCAAGAUUAAAUAUAGAGUAAUGAAGAGAAGACAGGCUAGCAACCAGAAAUUGAUGAACAAAUGGAGUUAUUGUAAAUGUUAGCUAUCAAACAGCAUUGAAAAGAAAUUGCUAUUUAAUGUAUUAACAGGAGAGUUGCUGAAAUGUUUACUGUCAUUAUUUGUGAGGAAACUGAGAACAUGAACAAGGUUCUAGAUCUAGAUGGUCAUGUGUUAGUAGAACACUGGUGAACUUGUGAUAUAUCUUCUACACAAAUAAUUAAGUCAUCUACAAGGAAUCCUGUAUAUUAUUUAUAAGCAAAUUAUAAUCCAUGUACAAGAAUAAUAUCAUCUGACUUACUUAUAUGUCAGCAGACACUAGAAAACUAUAGACCAAUAAAUUGACAUAAUGAAAUAAUGUUUAUAAAUCCAAACUGCGAUCAUGAAAAGCAGCUGUAUUUUAAUUAAUUUGUAUUUACAAAAUACAUAAAUUGUUUACAUGUAUGAUAUUGGCUUGAAGUUAAAAUUUUGUUUUUCUAAGAUAUCUACAAGGUUUUACACUGAAAUUUUAAGAUUAUUUGAGAAGGAAAGACAUAUAGAUGUUCAAGUAGAUAAUGUUGUAGUAAAAUUUAAUGAUUAUUGUGUGAAGGAUUUUUAACAUUAAUGAUGAAGUAUAAUUAUAUGACUGUUAACAUUUGCAAGUUAUGUGUAUUAUCAUUCUGUAAGUGAUUUUUAUUUGUUAAUACUUAAUGAAAUCAUAUUUUUAAUAAAUUUUAAACAAAA